Hydractinia symbiolongicarpus is the source of this 5031-nucleotide messenger RNA. RefSeq names its product protein broad-minded-like. The transcript has 7 exons. Lineage: Eukaryota; Metazoa; Cnidaria; Hydrozoa; Anthoathecata; Hydractiniidae. Gene Ontology annotation, biological process: non-motile cilium assembly. The record is from RefSeq and is a predicted model, not a curated record. The coding region runs from base 152 to 3970 and encodes 1272 amino acids.
UUUUGUACAUGGCCGCACUGUCCUAAGCUCUCCACCAUACUUUCCUCUGCCGUACAAUUUUUUAAGUCGACCCCAAGCAACCUGAAAACAAAACAAUAUGGCGUCUGCAAGCAUUCUAUUCAAAAGUGAUUGACAAACUCAAGAUAUUAUAAUGGCUAGUCCUGAAUCAGACCAAGACGAUAUUUAUGAUUCAUGGAUUCUCAAUUUGCAAGAGUUUUUAGAUACACUAGAACCACAAAUCCGUGAUCUAUCAUCAACUCAAAUAUUAGAACUUCUUUCUAAUUUGGAAGCUUCAGAUGUUAAUUUUCAUCGCUACAGUUUUAUAAACCAAAUAAAAGACAGCUUAGAGAAAGAAGUUGGCCCUCUAAUCCAAAAACUAGUUGAUAAGCAACAUCAUAACAGUGAUAAUAUUCUUGUGUCCGACAUCAGUGAAAAUAUUGUCCAAUCCAAGCAAUUUCUGUCAGUCUCAAAUCAAAUUACAGAAUCAAUCAAAAUGGCUGCAGAAGAUAUAGCUAUGCAUUUGAGUUCUGAUACAUUUGACUUUUCUGAAAUGCCAAGGUCAGAUACAAAGAACAAUUUUUAUUAUAAUGAUGAGUCAAUGUGUUCUUUAUCAGAUGGAGUUGAUUAUAUGUUUAUGGCACCUAAUAAAUACAAAAGUCUUGCGAAAGACAUAGACCCUUCCAAUUCUUUGGCAACACGCAUAAGUGCACUUAGUGUAUUACAGCAAGUACCACAGACUGAUUUAGUUGCAAGUGAUGCGUGGAAGGCAACACGUAAAGGAUUAAUGCUUGCAUUAGAUGAUAACGAAGAGGAGAUCAAUUUGCAAGCUUUAACGUUUAUUUCACGUUUGUUUGUUAGUGGAAGUAGUCAUGUUGUUCAUGAAUAUUUUUUGAUUUUAAUUGAAAAUUUAUUUGAAUAUUUCAAUGAUGACACAUCUCAUAUGAUAUCUAUACACACAGGGUUAGAUCUGGGAGAUCGACGAAACAUAUUAUUGCUUAGAAAAUUUAGACUGCUGAAUCAAAUACAAAAGGAACUGCCCAAUUACUGGUUGCGUUAUUCUGAUAAAUACGUAGAAGAGAUGACAGAAUCACUGUUUCAGCUGUUAGAGAUUUCUCCUACACCAAUAUCAAGCACUGUUGGGAAAAAUCUUAUGAGUCCUCUUCAUUUUUUAUCAUUGCUAGACCCACAAGCCAUAUGGUUUAAAUAUUGGAUGCAUGGUUUUUAUGGUCGAUCUAAAAUUUUUAAAUGUUUAUCAGCAAAGAAAGAGUUUUUAGUUAAACCAGUUCAAUGUUGCUUGGACUUUUCUAAACUUUUAUAUAGUGCAAACGACAGUGAAAAGUUGUUUGAAGAAGAAGAUUAUGUUAGUUACACACGUGAUGAUAUUACUUUCUUGUAUUUUUUAAAUUCACUUAGUAUUUUGGGUAGGUUAAUUCUCUAUAAAGACGGACAACAAUUAUUUUCAGCCUUUCCAACAAACGAUGCUAAUACAAAUAAUAAACAGAUACUUCUCGCAUUUCUUAAAACGUUGAAAACCUAUCCUUUAAAUUCUUUAAAUGAAACCAGAUCAUUAUUUCACCCUGUGUUUCUCAUUGUUGACAUUUUUCGUUCGCUUGCUAACAGUGGGAAAUCAACAUGUCAAUUAUUAAGUGAUGAUGAUAUUUAUAACUCAUUGGUUUCACCAUUUCAACAAUUGAUUGAUAAUCCCACAAACACCAACAAUUCUCUUAUUAAUAUCAUUGCGGAGAUUUUAACCAUUAUGGCUUCAACUGAAACUGGCAGACUACACCUUAUGUACUCUAAUACAACAGAGAUAUUUAGUAAUAUAAAUGCAAUAAUACAUGUUGUUGGAAAAGCCUUAAGCAAAGUGCUCACAUUGGAGAUGAUUGAUACAGUGUCUGAAAACACUGUACGUUCUUUUUUUUCUCUAUGCUGUGAAAUUUGCACUAAGCAUGAUGGAUUACUUAUUUUACAGCAGUACGACCUGAUUGAGAAGAUGUUUGUAUGUUUUUUUGAAAAGCAAGGCAAAGCACAGGUUCUGUUAAAUAAAUUUCAUGAAUCAUACAUUGAGGACGAACAAAAUGACAAAUCUGUAACAGGUAUUGAUAGAUCCUUCUCAAAUGCGGAGUAUGCUGCUUAUAAAUAUGCCAUAAAGUUAGAACAAGCGUUGUUAGAUAAUCUAUUAAGUCUUACGAUGACACCAAAAGGAGUUGAGCUUGUCACCAAGGCAGGCGGAUUGAAUGACUGUGUUCUGUAUAUGUAUAAUAAAUACCAUCUGAAAGAAUAUGUUGAAAAGGUUGAAAAAUUAAAGUAUGCUGUCUUGCUUAACCAAAUUGCUGCCACCAUUCCUGGUUUAUUGGCACUCGAAAAAACUGGCUACACUACUGACCUUCUACAAGAAGCUUGGCAUCACUUAGAAGGUUAUUCUAACGAUUACACCAAAACUGUAUUAUCUGAUACUCCUGAAGAUCUAACUAAUCUUGUGUCAAAGAAGUUGUUUUCACGAAUGAUUGAGUUGUUGUCAUCCUUUGAAGCUGUUCAACUUUUAUGUAGUAAACCAUCUUAUGCAUCCAGUGAUGGCGAGAAACGAAGUAAAUUACAACCAGAUGGUAUUGUGAACUUCUCAGAAUUUAUUGAGUAUCUUGUUUUAAUACACACCACUGAGAAGAAGACGUUGUUGUAUCACCCUGAUCAAAGUCAUUUUUUUGCUUUAAAUGUUCUCCACUGUCUCACAGCUUCUCUUGAUUCAAUGAUCAUGUUGGAAACAAACUAUCACUUCCAAGAAGCCUUACUGUCAAUGCAGAUGAGCAUUGAAGGGAAUAAAAAAGUCUUCAUCAUUGAUCAGUGUUCUUUGAAAAGGAAUCAAAUACUUGUUCAGGUGAACCUGCUGGGUGGAGCCAACGAAAGACUGGUACCACCUGAGAAUGUUACACAGGACAAAAUGUCCCCAUACUCAUGGACCUUAUUUUCGUCCUAUCCAGUACCAAACAUGUACAUGUCAAAACAAUUAAAAUCAUCUGUCGAUCAAAAACAAGUUAAUAUAAAAUUCAAACAGUUACUUGAUGACGUCAAAAAUCAAGAUGGUGGCACUGAAGGUUUAGAUCCUAUCAAAGAAUUCUUUAUUUUAAAGGUUAAAAGCAACGAAUUAAAGAUGACAAAUGAAUAUUUACCUGAGCUCUUAAACCUUGUUGUGGAUAGACAAGUAAACAAGCUUAAGGUAAACAAACAAACACCAACUAAUGCGAUGAAACGGAAGCUGGAUGAAGGUAGCGAGGUUGCAAUUGAUAUGAUCGUACGUUAUGGCCUGCAUUUAAGAUUGCUUCAUUCAAAAACAGAAUCUGUCGAAGCUUUAAGAAACUUAAUUGAAGAUUUGAGGUUCGACAAGACAUCGUCAGACUUUAAUGGUUUUGAUUGGUUUGCUGCUAUUGUGUUUCUCCUGUUCAGCAACACGAAAAUAUCUGCUUCACACUUUCUGAGUAAACUCACUUAUCACUACAUGUUUCUACGGCCAUAUAAAACUGACGUUUCCGGUACCUAUAUUCAUCCGAUCUUUUCAACUAGUUGCCACUACAUUGAGUUGAUCGUGGAAAAAGAGCUACCACGUGUGUUCGCCGCUUUCAGACUAUUCGGUUGUCCGCUCUCACAAAUUUGUCAGCAUUGGCUCAGACAAUGUUUUCUGAAUUACCUCGACUGGAGCGAAAUUGUUUUUUACAUCUGCGCAUGCAUAUUACUUGAUAUUGAUUACCAGUUAUAUUUCACGGUAGCCAUCUUGAAACACAUGGAGAAGGAUAUAUUGUAUUACACUCAAAGAGAUGAGUUGUUGGUUCAUUUAAAGACAACGCCCAUCAAAGAUUUUUGUGUGCACCAACACGUGGAAUUCAUGAAGGAGUUGGAACUGAAGUACCGAAGUUUGGUUUUAAAUGUUAUAAGGUCAAUGUAUACUGAUAACCAAAUUACUGCAAAACUUAAAUAAUUUUAACCACGUAAAAACUUAACCGUAAAAACCUUGUUCCGUAAAAACCGUUUAAGUGGCUUGGCCUUCUUAUUUAAACUGUCAAUAAGAAAGCCACAAAGAACAGGAGGUCGCACGUUUGUUAAUGAAGCAGUAGGUUUUUUGCAAGCUCUAUUCAGUUUUUAUAAUUGCUUAUUCUCUUUGAACAAGACUUAAAUUUCCGAACAAAGAUGGCGGUGUCGUGAAAGUUUAAACUUACAAAUUAUUUAAAUUGAAUACAUUGAACUCUCUUUAUCUGAAACCCGCCAGGGACCGGAAAUAUGUUGUAGAUGGGAAAAGUUUAACUUCAAAGUUACAAAACGGGUCCAAAGGGUGUUUUGGAGGUGGGGAUUUUGGGAUAGAGGAUAUUUGAGAUCAUUUGACUCCUCUAUGGUUCAGAAAUAAAGAUUUACACAAUUAUUCUCAUAAAGAAAGAAAUUUCGUAAACAUUUGUGUAAAACUGAAUCAUUAUUGUCAUAUUUUUUGGUUUAUCUUUAUCAACCUCCUUUUUAGGGCGUAUUUAAUUUGUAAUCAAGAAGGCCUGAAAAUGAAGUUGCAUCUUUAUUCUUUUUGUUAACUUUUUUUUUGUAAAAUUGUAUAUAUAAUUUAUUUGGAUUUUGUAAAUAUAGCAUUUUAAACAAUUAAGCUUUUUUGGUUUUUGAGAGGGUGAGUGAUCUCGACGUGAAUAUGCCAUGCGAUAAGAGUUCAAAAAUCGACAUCUUGUAGACAGCAUUGCAGGGUGACCACUCCUCCUUAAAUUACCUCAAAGAAAGAAAAUCUCCUUAAAAGUACUUACAUAUACUUAAAAAAAUUGAAAUUUUAGCUAUUCUCCUUAAUUUCUCCUUAUUUCUUAAUUCUUCUGAUCGUAAGUUUUUUGGAAAUGUGUUCAUGGAUUGUUCAUCACCAGUGAAAUAAGACAUAUUUCUUUGUUACCUGAAAUCCUAUAUAUCUUUCAGGGUAUAAUAUAUAUAAUUGUCUUGUCAUAGAACGUACUAUGUAACAUUAAAGAUGGAGAAUUAAAUAUCCUUAAAAAAUGUCAAUUU